Cynara cardunculus var. scolymus (artichoke) is the source of this 1199-nucleotide messenger RNA. RefSeq lists its product as uncharacterized. The transcript is spliced from 2 exons. The record is from RefSeq and is a predicted model, not a curated record. Lineage: Eukaryota; Viridiplantae; Streptophyta; Magnoliopsida; Asterales; Asteraceae. The coding region runs from base 207 to 1199 and encodes 330 amino acids.
UUGUUGGUUAGCCUCGUGAUUUCAGGGGUUUUGAUCAAAAAAAUUGAUUGGAAAAAGAUGAAAUCGUAUAACGAUUUGAAUUUCUUCUUCAUCUAUCACUCUCGUUUCAACUGGUAUGUUUCUUGAAUGCUAUACAAAAAUAAAGGCCUCCCGCUUUUGUGCUUGCUCUUUUUCACUAUUUUCAUUGAGAAUCCGCAUUAAAGGUCAUGGAAUGCAAUAGAGAUGAGGCUAUCAGGGCAAAAACCAUUGCAGAGAAGAAAUUGGCAGAAAAAGAUUUUGCUGGUGCAAAGAAAUUUACUUUGAAAGCUCAAUCCCUAUAUCCUGAGCUCGAUGGUAUAUCUCAGAUAUUGAUCGCUCUUAACGUGUAUAUCUCCUCGGAGAACAAGGUAAAUGGGGAGUCAGAUUGGUAUGGGGUACUUGACGUAAAACCCUCUGAUGAUGAAGAAACAAUCAGGAAACAGUACAGGAAGUUGGCACUCAUGCUCCAUCCCGACAAGAACAAAUCAGUGGGUGCAGAUGGUGCGUUUAAGAUACUUUCGGAGGCAUGGAGUUUGUUGUCUGAUAAGGCUAAAAGAUCGGUGUAUGACCAGAGGAGGAACUCGAGAGGAUUUCAUCAAAAGGUUAAGCUUUCACCUCAAAGUGGGCGUCCGUCAACAUCCCCAUCCCCUGGUGUCAAUGGAGUUUACAGAGCAACUUCAAAGCCGAAUAACUGGAAUAGUGGCACCACUACUCGGUCAGGGCCAGGGUCAGUUCCACAUCGAGCUCCUCCUCCUCAUCCGCCACCACCACCGCCUCCGCCUACGGUGGUUCAUGACUAUGCGUGUGAUACAUUUUGGACUGUUUGCCGGAUAUGCAAGAUGCAUUACGAAUAUAUGAAGGUGUACGUGAACCGUACCCUUCUUUGUCCCAAUUGUCAGAAGCCUUUUCAUGCUGUGGAGAUGGCACCACCGAUCAAUUUUCCAAAGGCAGGCCAGUCUCCUCAGUCAUGCGGUGCUGAGAAUUCGAAGAACGGAAGCAGUGCAGGUGGUGCUUCAGCUUCAAGAACACAGGUGGAUAUAAAAGCUGGAAAGGAGAGGAAGAAGAAAGAAGGUGAACAGACAUCGAAAAGGAGAAAAGGGGAAGGCGAGGGACAAUCAAAGACGAAGAUGGCAUCAUCUGCAAGAGAGCACAACAAGUGUAUCCCAAUGAAGAAAAGAUGA